This is a messenger RNA of Fibroporia radiculosa, 999 nucleotides long. RefSeq lists its product as uncharacterized. Bases 1 to 999 code for a protein of 332 amino acids. The transcript has 5 exons. Lineage: Eukaryota; Fungi; Basidiomycota; Agaricomycetes; Polyporales; Fibroporiaceae. The record is from RefSeq and is a predicted model, not a curated record.
AUGAUCAUCGAGGAAGACAGCCCACUCGCUACUCUCCCAAAUGGCUACGAUAAGACUGAGCCUAACGGCGUCGACGAGAAUACACCACACGAGUCUCAUGAAUCUUUAGGAGAGGAGCCCGCUGUUGACCCAGACAGUCUACCUCCUGCACACAAUCCGACUGUCGCGUUUCUGAUUCCCUUCCCUCAAGCCCUUCGUCCGCCGUCGAAGAAGAAUAAAAAGGUGCCUCCAUUCAUGAUGUAUGCGCCUCUCGCUGCCCCUUUGCCUCCGAAGGCUGAGGGUGAGAAAGAGGGCAUUACCACAAAGGCGGCACGAAGGUGGCAGAAGGAAGAAAAAGAGGCUCGAGAGAAAGGUACAGGAUUUAAGGCUAAAGCAGUAAAGCUCAUAUCUAAAGGUAUGUCUGCGACGAAGAAUAGCCGCAUAGAAUUUCUUGUGCGAACACCAAAUAAGAAGAAACUCAAGGAGCUGCGCUUUGUCUAUCCCGCAUCAUGGCCUGCGGACAAUGUCCAGCAAGAGUUUACUGAACAAGUUAAAUCUGCCAAGAAGGGUGCAAUCAUGAAUGGCGUGAUCGCAACGAGUCUAGCGCCGUUUGCGCUCGCUUUCGAUACUCUUACUUUCAUUCCCGGUCCGUUCGAGAUAACGGCCGUAUGGUCUGCAUCUUCCUGGACCGGUGCCGCUCGCGCGUCGGGGAUUGCGAAGCGUAUAACCUCCUCCGAAUUGCCUAUCUCCUUUUCACCAGAUCCUCAACUUGAAUUCCUUCGCUAUCGAUUGCACCAGCUCUGUUGGGAGGUCGCAAAGCGUGGUACGGUCAACACGGCCACCUGGAAUGAUACACAGACCAUAAAGCGUGGUCCGGAGCUUGCAUCAGUGGUGCUCGAAGUUGUCCGCGAGUUCGGGGAGGACAUGAACGACCUGGAGAUGAAUAAGUCGCUCAUUGCGAAAGAUCUGGAUCGAUGCAUGCGGAAGGCGGCAAAGGAGUGGGCCAAGGCCGCAACUUAG